UCGGGAAAUGUGUCACUUGUCAAAACAGCAAUACAAGAUGGCAGCGCCCAUGUAACAAAAUGUUUAAAUAUGUUUUGAAACGUUGGAAGCUUUAUAAAUACCGAUUUGUACCAUGGAUUGCCGCAAAUAUAACCGAAAACUCUCCAAGGCUUGUGCCAAAUGUGCUCGAAGACAAGAUCAUACCCGACAUCUCUGUGGAACAGACACUCCUUAGUCUAUUUACCAAAUUUGAGUAUACAAGUGAUUUGAGUUUAGUUGACCAGCAUAGAAAGAACAGCAACAUUUUGCUGAAUGAAGUUGGUUUCAGUAUUGGUAGACAGGCCAGUACGCUGAAGGAUGGUGGAAGAGGUGUAUUUGUCACACAGGGCUUAGUACCAGAACAGACUCUGGUAGCCAUAUACCCUGGCCUGGUAUAUCAGCCAUGGGAACCAGUGUUUUGGGUCAGUUUGGCCAACCCCUUCCUGUUCAGAUGUGCUGAUGGGGUACAUAUUGAUGGCAAGGAUACAGGGCUGUCCAAAUUUAUGUACAAAUCGUGUUCAGGAAGGGACAGUGUGUGUGGUCAGCUGAUGUGUGACACAUCUUGGCUCACUGAGCUACCAGUCAACCCUCUGGCUGUAGGACAAUAUGUGAACAACCAAUCACCUGAGUGCCCUGCCAAUGUGGCCUAUCAGGAGUUUGAUGUUCCCCUGAGCUUUCCGGCCCAUCUCCGCAAGUAUCUGCCCAAUACACAGGCUGGUCUGCACAUCGAAGGGGUCAACAGGGACUCAGAAAUACCCAGGCUGCUUAGACUGGUGGUGUUGGUGUCAUUAAGAGAGAUAGUCAAGGGAGAGGAGUUGUUCUCUACAUACUACACCAUUGUGCAGAAACCUUAGCAGACUUAGCCAUGGCUAAAAUGCAGACUUUAACUGCGGAGAAUCUUGCGAAUCACUAUAGCGACCACACCGGAAGUAAGCGACCGUCCCUGUUCCCGAAGGAAGGAAGCGACGGCCCUAUCACUACCAACCCAAGUUUGCGCCGGAU
Dreissena polymorpha is the source of this 1020-nucleotide messenger RNA. Its product is annotated as SET domain-containing protein 9-like. The coding region runs from base 60 to 872 and encodes 270 amino acids. The transcript has 7 exons. The record is from RefSeq and is a predicted model, not a curated record. NCBI's taxonomy places the organism in Eukaryota, Metazoa, Mollusca, Bivalvia, Myida, Dreissenidae. Gene Ontology annotation, molecular function: protein binding.